Molecule: messenger RNA, 1491 nt
Organism: Ogataea angusta
Lineage: Eukaryota; Fungi; Ascomycota; Pichiomycetes; Pichiales; Pichiaceae
Exons: 2
Coding region: 1-1491 (496 amino acids)
Biological process (GO): DNA replication initiation; DNA replication
Cellular component (GO): replication fork protection complex; nucleus
Molecular function (GO): DNA replication origin binding; single-stranded DNA binding
Source: RefSeq, a predicted model, not a curated record
AUGGCGGAAGACGGUAAGUUCCACGCGUUUGGCUCCCAAACCUAUUCGAAUCUAACCGCGGUCGACUCCGACGAGGAGGAUCCGCGCGAGUCAGCCCAGACACCGUAUUUCCGCAAGCGCCGCGCGGCGGAGAAGAAGAUCCUGAGCCGCGUCAGCACCGCCAGGCCCGAAACAGACUCGUUUGCGCAGCGACUCGACACUUUCAACCAGCAACUGUCGCACGAGACAGAAAAACGACGCAAGUUCCAGCAACAGAUCCGCGAGUUGCGCGUGCUCUCGUUCGACGAGGAGCUGCUGCGCCGCAAGAUCAACGACCCGGUCGACGACGUCGACACCUACUCCAAGAACAGGCUCUCGAAACGGUACUAUUCGCAGGACACGCUCGAAAAGCUGCUGAAAAAUAUCGAGCCUCUGCGUGUCCACCACGCGCUGGCCAAGAUUCACGCGCCAGACUUCGAGCCGCCGCAGUACGCGAAUUACGCCGUUGUGGGCGUGGUGGCGGCGAAAUCAGAGGCCAAACAGACGGCCAACGACAAAACGAAAUACAUGUCCGUGCAGCUCUCCAAUUUGAAGCAGCAGCUCACCCUGACACUGUUCAACAAGGCGUUCAAAAAGUACUACAAGCUGCGGCUGGGCGACGUUGUGGCGGUGCUGAACCCGCAGAUCUGGGUGCUGCGCGAACGCAGCGGGUUUGCGCUCUCGCUCAAGGAGGACUACGACUCGAUCCUCGAGAUCGGCCACGCACGUGACUUUGGCCUCUGCAAGUCGGUCAAAAAGGACGGUUCUGUGUGUCUCGCGCCGAUCGACCUCUCGAAGACGCAGUACUGCGACUACCACACCGAGCUCAGUUUCAACCGGACCGCGUCCAAACGGCUCGAGCUCACGGGCAGCUCCAGGAUGUUCACGCCGACGCAGGACGGCGUGAAGCAGGCGAUGUACAUGUCCACGACGCGCAAGAACGGCCGCGAGCAGCUGGACGGGCUGAUGGUCGCCGACGCGUCGGUCCCGAGGGAAGACGCUGGCCGGCUCUACUUCUCGAACCCGGACGCGUCGAAGGCGUUUUUCGACGACUCGUACUCCAACCCAAAGCUGAUCAACGAUCUGCAGAGCGCGAAAGCGCGGCUCGCGCGCGUGAAAACCGAAAAACGUCUGCGCCAGAAGCUCGUCGCGCUCGCCGACGGCGACACGCUCAAGGACACGAGUCUCGACACGCCGGAGACCCGCGAGAGCCGGCAGAAGGCCACGAAGGCCGCGUUCGACCCGCAGACGAUGGUGCGCAUCGGGUUCAACCCGACACAGCGCAUGUUCCAAAAGCCCCAGGAGCAGGGCGGGGCGGCUGCGCGGUCGGAGCGCGUGGCACAGCUGCUGAGCACGGCAAAGACAGAAAAGUCGCUGAAAAGAACGAGGGAGGAAACACUACGCAGACAGCGGAUCUACGGGAAGCACGAGACGGCCACAAUGGUGGAACUAAGUAGCUCGGACGAGGAAUGA